AUGCGGACACUCUCCUUCGUACCGCCCGCUCUACAGCCGCAGGACAGUGCUGCCCCGAAGGUCCUCUCACCGGAGCUUCACACGGUUCAUUACCGGCUGACAUGGACUAAGAGGAGCGGGGACAGUCCGCUCGGAGCCCAGGACCCCUCCCCCUCCCGUGGCGGCAGCCAGGCAUCGUCAUGGCGUCCCGGCUGCUCGACCGUCUAAAGCGCUCGCUGUUUAAAGACGGACAGGGGCCGGGACCCGAGCAGGAUGCCGGCAGUGGACAGGAAGAGGAGGAGUUUAAAGAGGACAGCUGGGAGGCGGAGCUGGAGGAGGAGGAGGAGUGUGUGACCGAUCGGCUCGGUGGGAUGCUGUGCUUCGACGGAGGAGGAGCAGCAGGAGCAGGAGGAGGAGCGGAGGAUGACAACGAGGGGUCGGGGCUAGACAGUGACUCUGACUUCCUGGGAGAGUCGAUGGAGGAGGGGCUCAGCAGCACAGACGCCAGUCCUGUGGCUGUGUCCCCGGCGGGCCCCUCAGCGUCCUACCUGUUGACUCGGCAGCUCCAGGAGAGUUGGAGGUCUCUGCGGGGGCUGGGCGGAGGAAGCCCCACCUCACCUGGCAGGCAGCUGACCGACAACCUGCUGUUCGAGGUGACGGAUGCCAGCGUGGUGCAGGACGGCUCCUCCAAAUACGUGCUCUACACCAUCCAUGUGAUCCAGUCUGGCGGCAGCGAUAAGACUCCCGCCAUCAUCACCCGCCGAUACUCAGACUUCCAGCGGCUCCACGCCACGCUGCGCCGCAACCACGGCGACCAGAUGGAGCGCGUCUGUUUCCCACGGAAGAAGCUGCGCAGGAACUUCACGGCGGAGACGAUCGCCAAGCGGAGCCGAGCAUUUGAGCAGUACCUGUCCCACCUGUGUGCCCUGCCCGGCCUCAGGGGGCCGCCGUGUGUCCGUCAGUUCUUCUACCUGAGCGACCUGCAGACGGGACAGCUGCUCAUCAGGGUGGGACGUUACCAGGAGGCCUUGGGUCCGCUGCUCAACGCCAAGAGGCUGCAACACAAACUGGGCUGGGCGUGUUACUAUGACGACCAGGCCCAGGCCCUGCCCCCGGCCUCCCCCAGCUGGUUCUUCACUCUGGUGGGGCUGUCCAGCUGUUUCCAGGAGGUGGAGCAGCUAGAGGAGGCGCGGGACCACUGCGACCUCGCGCUGCGCGUUCUGACCCCUGCCGAGCCCGACACCGGCCCCCCCCCCCCCGACGAAAAGCCCCACCCACUGACUGAAAAGCACCUGGACAGGCCACACCCCCUCCUGCUGCCGCUGCUGCGGGCGGUGGUGCGGCUGUCGUGGCAGACGGGGCGGGACAAGCGGCAGUGGGAGGAGCUUCUGCAGCACCUGGAGGAGCAGGGGGUGGGGCUAGACAAUCAGCCAACCAUCAAAGAGUUCCUGGUCAAACACAACCUGCAGGAGAGCGAGGGGGAGGGCUGACACACACAUGCACAUACACACACACACACACACACUGUAGAGGACAAUCACUACAACAUGAGUGCUGCGGCCACUAAAACACAGAUGAGCUUUGAGAAUAAAGUUUGAAAAAAUUAGAAAAAUGUUACUUUAAAAGGAGAAAGUCAGAAUAUUUCUAGUUGAAGUCAUGAGAAAUUAUAAAUAAAUCUUACAGAUUUAACCUUCCUCCAACAAUGCCGAUAAAAUAUAAAUAAACAAAAGAAAGAUAAAGAUGAAGCUUAAAUAAAAUAAAAAAGGAAGUUGAUGUUUUUCAAUAAUUAAUAAAACUCAAUUUAUAGUAUUUAUUGUACUUUAACACAUUAAAGCAAUUCAAAAAGACAAAACAACGGACAAAAAUGCCAACAUCCAGCUAAAAACAUAAAAAACACAACUGCAUAAAAAUAUCAAAAUCAAGAUAAUAGUCAUAAAAGGCAACAAACUGUCUUUUUAUUUUUUACAGGGUUAUUAGAAUUAAGUCAAAUACAAGCAAGAAUUAAAAUAUGAAUUAUUUUAACAUAUGACAAAAAUGUGCAUAUGUUAAAUACAAUAGUAGAAUAAAGUUGAACUAUUAAUAAUGCCAGAAUUUUUUUUUAAGAGAGAUAUUUCAAAAAUAAAUUUUAAAGCAUUAGAAUCCAAUUGUAAUGUUACAGAAAAGAAUUCUUAACAUCCUGACUUUCCUCUCAUCAGUUUUAUAAUAUUCAGACUUUUUCUCAUAACGUUCCCUCUUUUUUUCAAACUCUGAUGUUUUUUCUUUAGUGGCCGUUAAACUCCGUCAGCUGAGAAACUUUUAGAGUCUUAAGCAGCUUCAGUUCUCACUCGUCAGUGUUUUGAUGGUCUGAGAACGUUCAUAAAGGGAGGACUUUAUUUCAAACCGUUUCCCUUUAAAAAGCAGUACUUAGAAUAGUUGGAGAAAGUUUAAAAUACAAAAAGAGAGUGAGUAUAAAGUCUGAAAUAUAAUAAGAGCAGAAGAGAAGAAAACAUGUUUACAUGCAUGUUCACUAGCUGCAGCCUCCUUCUUCUUCUGUUGUUUUUAUUGUUGUUGUGUUGUUUCUGGAGGAUGAUGUGAAGCUGUUGGCAGGUCAGACUCUCUAAAACUUGGUAUUUAACCCGGAGACGGUGCAGAGUUCUCCUCAACUCGCAUUCAGUCAUCUCCUCACUUUCUUUUAUUUUGGAAAAACUUGCAGAACCUUAAAAAAUAGUUUAUGAAGUAAUUUGUUGCCUUAACCCUGAAAUGAAAACAUUUUUGCUCUUUGCCGGCUGCACCAAUAUUUCUGUUACCUGCCCGCUGCUCAAAGUGAAGCUCAUAACGUUCUCCUGCAACAUCUGGACAGCUGUUCAGAUAUCUUCAGUCAGAUUCUCUUCCAUGUUCGAGUCUGUAGUUCACCGUCAAACAGGCUUUCAGGGCAGAAUAUUAGUUGGUCAGAGGUCGUCAGUGUCACAGUAACUGUAUAUUUAUCACAAUACAGUAAUUCUGUCAAUUCAGUCAAAGGGACGGUUCUGGAUUUUGGACAUUAAGUUAUAAAGAAACACCUGAAGACACUUCAGUUCCAAACAAUAGACACAAAAAAAAUAAAAGGAAAGUCCAGGGAUUUAUGAGAUCACUGAACGCUGUAAGGAAGCGACUGAUUUGACACGUGAUAACAUAACUUCUAUACAUUUAUUUAUUUUUAUAUAUAUAUAUAUAUAUAUAUAUGGAAGCUCGGCAUGCACGGCUUCAUCCUGCAGAACACCGCCCACCGCUCAAAUACCAAGGGUUUAGAGAGUCCUGCAGCCAAAGACGAAUCAGGACCAGAGAUCUUAUAGAUCAGCUGUAGAUUCUAACAAUCAGUUCAAACGCUGCAGCUUAUCACAUGAAAGAAAAGAAACCUGGAGCAGCGUCACUCUUAAGCACUUUUCUGUGAAUUUAAAAAUAACUUUUAUAAAAAGGACUAUUGACUGGGUUUCUCUCUCUGUGAUUAAGAUUUCAAUGCAAAUAUUUUGCACUUUUUUAAAAAUCAUUUAUCAGCAUCUGGAAUGUUUUCAUACAGAAGAGGAUCAGGGACAGGCAGGAGGAGAAAAUACUGAGAGGAGGAAAAAAAUAAAUUCUGCACUUUGCUUUACCAACUCAAAAAGUGACUUUAUUCUCCUCAUUUUGACUUUUUCUCAGACUGCGAGCUACAACCUGAUUCUCCUCAAUAUGUCUAUAAUAUUUGUCUAAAAUAUGCACAUAAAUAACAUAAAAGCAGAAUAUUAUAAAACAAUAGAUCUACCAAGAGUAUCUAAUUUAUGUGUCUGUGAUUUUAGUUCUGAUGCACCUUAUAUAUUGAGGUUAUUGCUCAUUUUCUGACAUGAUGAGAAUCAGGUUGUAGCUGCAGAAACUGUUGAUAGAAACUGAUUGAACCUGUGAACAUGUUGAGCAACACAGAAAGUCACUUUAUUCUCCUUAUUUUAACUUUUUUCUUAAACUGCAGAAUGAAAAAAAAGAUCUUUCUCAGUAUUUUCUGCUACCUGGCUCUGAUCCUUGUAUUAAUGUAUUUUCACCCUGUGGACAGUUUUUUCAAUAAAUGCUUCUUCUGUUGCCAGUAUGAAAUAUUCAGCUGUUAAAAGGCAUUAAAUAAUCCAACAUUUACUCACCACUGCAGCUCAGUCAGGUGUCUCUGCUGCUUGUCAGUGAUUAAAAUGUGUUUCAGUGUGUGACUUGAUGAGGGAAACCGUUAGAUGUGAAGACUUGAUUUACAUCAGCAGGAAGUUGUUUAGUUUCUUCUCCUGGUGUGAAACAAGAUGAAAAAGGGACAAGAUGAAGUCAGCACAUUAAAGACUUCACCUGCAGGGAAACUCCGAAUAAUGCACACAUUCAUAUUUCUGUGUUCACAUCCUGAACACCAGCUGCUGCAGGAGCACAUACAGCUAAUGCACGUUUACAAUACUCUGCAGACGCAGCGCUGCAUCAACACUCGCUACACAAAGUCUGAUUUGCAUUCGGGCUGCAAAUGCUGAUAUUCUCAUCAUCCAUUUAUAUGCCUGUUAUUUUCAUUUUUAUAAAGAUUUGCUGAUGGAUUUCUGCUCAAAAUACUCCUGACCUUUACACUGUCAAUGUACAGCAGUGGUGGAAGUAAUCAGAUUACUUUACUGCAGUAAAAGUACUAAUACACACUGUGAAAUACUCCACUACAGUAAAAGUCCUGCGUUCAAACCGACCUGCUGCAGGUUCUGAGUCCUGCAGAAAGAGGAAACAGGAGCAGAUGAUAGUUGGAACUGUUCCACAGCUCAGAGGUUAUAUAAUCUAAAAUAUAUUAUUGAUUAUUAUUAUUAUUGAUAAUGUUUUUAUUUUGUAAAUAUAUGACAAAUUUUAACUAAAUAUCCUGUUAUGGGGUUUAUUUAUAAAAAAAUGUCUAAAAGUAACUAAAGCUGUCAGCUAAACGUAGUGGAGUAGAAGUAUGUAAGUAAGUUAAGAACAAGUAUGUCAGAGUUGUAUUUGAGUAAAUGUAGUCGGUUACAUUCCAGCGUUGCUGUACAGAGAAACAGAAAUGUGAUCGUGUUCUCUGACUUCAUAGUUAUUUUACUGUUCAGAUGUGUGAGAAAAUUAAAGGAAAACUUUGCACAAAACACAUUAAUUCAUCAUAUUGACAAUAAAAAAGGAAGAAAAGGUUGCAGAUCUGAGUGAGUCAGAUCCUGGGGAGCUGAGAUCGAAGAACACAGAGAAAGAUCCUCACCGAAGCUUUGACAACGUUAGAUUUUCUGCUGAUUGUUUCCGGAUCAUUUCAGAAAAGUUUAUCUUGAUGCCGUUUAAAAAUUAAAGCUGUGCUCACACAGACAAUCUGCAUCGUUUCAGUAAACUCCCAUCAGUCUUUGUUUUUAUCUUGUGUUUGUUUUGUUGCUUCAGAAAAAGAUGUUCAAGAGUGUUUUCAACUCCAGUUUAUUUUAUGAAAUAAAUUUGUUAUAAAUUCCA
Centropristis striata (black sea bass) is the source of this 5415-nucleotide messenger RNA. It is a transcript of the gene snx21, whose product is annotated as sorting nexin family member 21. Gene Ontology annotation, cellular component: early endosome membrane. The record is from RefSeq and is a predicted model, not a curated record. Gene Ontology annotation, biological process: protein transport. NCBI's taxonomy places the organism in Eukaryota, Metazoa, Chordata, Actinopteri, Perciformes, Serranidae. Gene Ontology annotation, molecular function: phosphatidylinositol phosphate binding.